AUGUCCUUCAAACUAGAUUGGAAUGCCAUCGAAAAAGAUUCAUUUGCUACAUACACCACCGAACUCCUUGAGGAAGCCUUGAAUUCAGGCAAAAGACCGCCAAUUUUGAGUGACGAUAUUAAGAUUGUCGAUUUGAAUUUUGGAACCAUUGCACCAAACUUUCAAAUCUUAGAGAUUGGUGAUCUAGGUGUUGACAAAUUUAGGGGGAUUUUUAAUUUCAAGUACUAUGGUGACGCAUCUAUUACAGUACGCACAAAGAUCAGUGCUAGUUUACUAAAAAACUAUAAUAAUAAUAUAGGCGAAGAGUAUGAUUUCAUAAAGCCCGCUUUUGUUGUUAGUGAUUGUGAUUUCGACAUUCCGUUGAACUUGACCUUGAGCAACUUCAAAAUGAGCUCUAUUAUGAUUAUAGUUUUUAGCAAGACCAAAGGGCUAACAUUAGUUUUCAAGAAUGAUCCACUAGAGAAUAUCGACGUAAGCUCAACUUUUGAUAGGAUCACGCCAAUUGCAAACUUUCUCCAAAAAAAAAUUGAGUCAAAGAUAAGUGAUUUAUUCAAGGAAUUCUUACCAUCGUUGUUGUAUAAAUUUAGUUUGAAAUACACCACACAAUCAUUUGAUCAAUUCCAUAAAGACUUGUUAAUUGAAGAACAAGUUGAUGAUAAACGGAAAAAUAAAGUUCUUUUGAAAGACUUAGAUCCGGAGAAUCCGUUCCGGAUAUCUCCCGGUAGUUUAAUGAGAUCCACCAGGUUGUCAAGCAUGCGACAGACAUUGUCAUUAGGAAACGGAAUAGACAAGUUGUCAUGUGAUCGGUUCAAUAAAGACAUAAUUACUAAGGCGUUCAUGAACAUUUUGAAUAAGUCCAACAACUAUAACAGCAACCGUGUGGAGCUGUCUGAACAUGAUUUUGAGUUUGGCAACGUCCACGAUAAGCUUAUUUUCAUUAAAAACUUCCAAAGCAAAGCCUCGAAGAACUCCACCAAGCCUAAACGCCGUAUUAUAAAAAUGAAUGUGAAGAAGCCGCAAGUAAAUGGUGAGGAGAAGCAGCAAGAUCAAGAGGAGAUGCAAGAAGAGGUUACAGAUAAGGGGGUAAAUACUACUCCAUCACCAGUAUCUACAACACCAGUAUCUGGAUAUGCAACGUCUGUGGAACUCAACAAAUCCGCCAAUACAAGUGUUUUCAGCGAAUCCGAAGUUGACACUUCUCCAGCCACGACUAUUAGGAGUAACUCUAGAUCGACUUCUGUAUCUCGAUCUACUUCCACUCGUCCCUCAUUUUCUAGCAGUGGGAGACCUUCUCUGGCUCCUCUGUCCACCCCAAUGUCAAGAAAAAGCACAAGCAAUAAAACCGCUGACUUAGAACGAAGGAGUUCUACUUCCAAGUCUAGACGUCCUUCUACAAACACAAGUACACACCUACAGAUGAGCCAAGCUAGAAAGUAUGAUCCGUAUAUGGCUGAUGAACGUGAAAUUCGCCGACGUCUCGUGAAACUCGACAGGUUGGUGAGAAAUACAAACAGCAAGUCACCACGGCUGAUGCUAUCUACCACAUGCAUUGGUAGCGAUACCGACAUUCCACCCCCAUACACGGGCUAG
Molecule: messenger RNA, 1590 nt
Organism: Pichia kudriavzevii
Lineage: Eukaryota; Fungi; Ascomycota; Pichiomycetes; Pichiales; Pichiaceae
Exons: 1
Coding region: 1-1590 (529 amino acids)
Biological process (GO): phospholipid transport; mitochondrion organization
Cellular component (GO): ERMES complex
Molecular function (GO): lipid binding
Source: RefSeq, a predicted model, not a curated record